CGAAGGCAGGGGAGGAAGGGGGUUAAACCGGGUGGGGGAAACUGGGAUUCCAGCCCAGAGGACACGAAGGCGAGGGCCAGGAGAUGGAGCUCAGCGUUCCGGGAGAGCUGUGAGUAGAGGCUGCAACGGUCUCACCACCUCCCGGAACCCGCCGUGCGCUGCUGAAGGACGCCAGGGGGCACCUCUGUCGCCCUGGGGGCGGGUCGCGCCGGCUGGGACCGGGCGCACCCGAGCGCUUCCCGGCCAGGAGGGCCAAUGAGCCGGCGGUUCCCGGCUGACCGCGUUUACUCCCGCUGCCUCGAUCUCCUGGAGGACCGCGCCAGGGGGAAAGGCCAGAACCGUCGGAUCCAGACCGAAAUCCUGCGCCCCAUUUAGAGGCGGUGGACCUCAGGCAAGUUACCGGACCUCUGUGCGUCUCGGCUCUCUGCUACCUACCCCAGGGAAAACUGUUGCGAGGAUUAAAUGAGGAUGCUCUGGCGAUUUGUCUCCCUCUUCUCGGAACUGGAGGCGAAGCAGCUUCGCCGGCUCUACAAGUACACCAAGAGCAACCAGACAGCCAAGUUCCUGGUGGCAUUGUACCCCUUGGAUGCACCGGAGAGCUUCUUGUUGGCUGACCAGGAAGACAGUCUGCCCAAGCUCUGCAAUGCCUGGGGGCUGCAUGGCAACAUCAGUGGCAUGAAGGAGAGGCUGUCCAAGAUCCAGGCCCCAGGUCUAGAGAACUCCCUGCUGGGGGAGCCAUGGCCCAGUGUCCACGUCCAGAGAGGUUCUUUAAGGAAGCCUCCUCAAAAACCAAAAGUGAAGAGAAAGAGGAUUAAGGAAUCCCCAGAAGCCCUGGAUACUGUCCCAUAGGAGGAGCCAGCUGGGACAGAGCUGGCUCACCUGGGUCCCAGGGCACCUACCUGUCUAGCACCCAUGCCCUGGGCAGAUGGGGACCAGUGAGGGGAAAAAAGGAAGUCGUAUUUAUCAAAAGGAUGUUGAAGUCUUAAUUAUGAUUAAAUGGGGUGGGAAAUAAACAUCCUUAAGACAAUUCAUAACUCUCAACAUUCAUUCAUUUAUUUGUUUUAAAAAAUAUUUGUUAGCACUUUC
Molecule: messenger RNA, 1086 nt
Organism: Choloepus didactylus (southern two-toed sloth)
Lineage: Eukaryota; Metazoa; Chordata; Mammalia; Pilosa; Megalonychidae
Gene: CHCT1
Product: chromosome 18 C17orf64 homolog
Exons: 4
Coding region: 463-849 (128 amino acids)
Source: RefSeq, a predicted model, not a curated record